Messenger RNA from Naegleria lovaniensis, 588 nucleotides. RefSeq lists its product as uncharacterized. The coding region runs from base 1 to 588 and encodes 195 amino acids. NCBI's taxonomy places the organism in Eukaryota, Heterolobosea, Eutetramitea, Acrasida, Naegleriidae. The record is from RefSeq and is a predicted model, not a curated record. The transcript has a single exon.
AUGGUAUUGGAAGUAGUGAAACGAAGGCCUUUCAUGCUUCAGACUGCCUCCAAAACAUUGAGAAAUGAUAAAGAGGUGGUCCUUACUGCUUUCAUGAAAGACCCUUGGUCCUUGAUGCUUGCUUCCCCACAACUUACAGAAGAUCAAGAUAUCGCAAUGGCUGCUUUGACUUGCCUUCCGUGUAAAAACGACCCUUGGCGUCUCAUGUCUGACAAGGUUAAAAAAGAUCGUGACUUGUUAUUGAAGGCUCUUACGAAAAACAUCAGAGUGAUGGAUUAUUUUUCUGAUGAGAUGAAAAUGGAUCGAGAAUUCAUGCUGCAAUGCGUAGCGGUAACGGCAGAGGUCAUGUCAAUUGUACCAACAUCAUUUCAAAGAGACAAGACUUUUAUGAAAGAAGCCAUUCAAAGAAACGGUUGUGUCUUGAAGUGGGUGAAAGGUAGUAUUGAUCCUGAACUGGAAUUGGAAGCUGUGAAACAAAACGGAUUUGUUCUUGUCAACAAUUAUAGGGACGAAUUAUUUAGGGCAAGAAUGGAGCAUUGUUAUGUUGGUUGUUAUUUAGCACAUCUACACAGUAAUCAGAGAUUGUAG